AUGGCAGUGAGUAGCGAUAAGGUGCCUGUAAGCACAAGAGUCAGAGAAAUCGCACACAAAGAACUUGAAAGACAUGUCCAGGACCCGUUUAAAAUUGACCUCGUCAAAAAACUCGUUCAGGUUGUCGAAGAUGCGUUAAAUGAAGAUGAUCUGUGGAUAAUUCAAGUUGUCAAGGAACUCGAAAAAUGCCAAGUCUUGAUACUGGAUGGGCUCUAUGGAGAGCGAACAGUUCUGAUGAGAAAACAGCGAGAACGCAUGUCUGCGCAAAUGAAAAAUCAUCAACAAAGAGUGUUGGGAAUGAAAGACGAGGUUGAGUUGAGACGCAUUCGGCGGCAAAUCAAGUCGGAGCACGAGCAGAUGGUGGAUGAGAUGAAAGAGGAACGCCGCCAGUUUGACCUGAAAUUGGUCAAGGAUAUGGAAGAAACUGUCAAACAGCAGCAGGAGACCUUGGUCGACAACGAAGUUCCCGGCUUCAAAAUUUCAAUGAUGCCGACAGACAUUAGCUUGCAAAAGGACAUUCUUCGCUUUCUCCUCGCCAUCCACGCCGAAUUCUGCAAAUGA
Molecule: messenger RNA, 561 nt
Organism: Oikopleura dioica
Lineage: Eukaryota; Metazoa; Chordata; Appendicularia; Copelata; Oikopleuridae
Source: the annotation of a GenBank genome assembly